Messenger RNA from Sclerotinia trifoliorum, 5547 nucleotides. The record is from the annotation of a GenBank genome assembly. Lineage: Eukaryota; Fungi; Ascomycota; Leotiomycetes; Helotiales; Sclerotiniaceae.
UUAUAUACCUUUGCCAAAGCUUGAGCUAGUCGUGCAAAUACAUAUUUAUGAAUAGUACUUCCAUUGGCUAGUAAUCAUCGUUGAACAUGGACCUUUCAAAGCCACUAGCCAUGGACCCGGAUGUGAUCUACUUCUUUCCCCCGGACGAGAUGAAAGUAGCGUCAUACAUCUCUUCCCAAGCCUAAUUACCCGUUUGAACUUACCACAAUAUGUCAAAAUCCCCGAACCGGGAUGAUCUCCUGGCAUACCUUGCUCUCAUCUGUUUGCCAUGCGGAUACCGACAUCAGGACGUAAAGUGUGCUUACCGAGUCAUCGACGAGUGUCAAUACUGCGAUAUUGAAGGAAUAGAUAAUAAUCCAAGAACUUGAGGCUAUAAAUCUUUUCAUAUAUGAUGAGGCUCUUGACAGAUAUAGCUACUUCGACAAUACUUACACAAACUACCAUUACUAUGCAGAUUCAAGGGCUUCUGAGGACACCGAUCGCAUCAUCUGAUACCCACUUACGCAUGAGUGUCUGGGAAAUUUAAUGUCAUUGCCUAUGGAAGAGGAGCUUAAGAAGGAUAGCAUUUCUAUGACAGCAUAUUCAGUAGAGCUUUCUACAUCGUCCGCGUUGUUAUUUUUGUUGUCAUUGUCAUUGUCAUUGUCCUUGACCUUCCCUCAAAGAUAUUCAUUUCAAGUAAUUCAUUCAUAUGAGAUUAUAAUCUUCGAUGAUUGGAGUGAGCACGGGUCACCUUUAAGUUAAAGGCACACAAUACAAUGGCAGGAAAUUCAUUCUCAAGUGGUUCAUGGCAGGAUGAUGCCUCAUCUACCAGGUCUUCCUUAUCAUCAACUUCAAGUGACCCGAUCUUCAGCUCUCCCAUCAGACCCACCAUUGAUCAACACCAAGGUCGAACUCCUUGGAUUAUCAGUCAUGUGCUAGAGUGUCAUCUAUCAUAUGAACUUCCUUUAAGAAUAAUGUUUUCCUUUAAUGCAGGUAUGUUGAAACCUUUUUACAAUUCCUCCUCCUUCACUGUAAUGAAUUGUCCGGGCGCAACCUCUAUAGUAAUAGCUGACUUCUUUUCUGAAAAGGCUAUAGGGUACCAACAUUGAAGGAAGCACACAAGUGGUGGCAGUAUGAACCAAAGGGAACAGCAAUCAUUAAAUUUCUUAUCUCGUUGGAGGAAUCAAAGCUUGGGAAGAAGGAGGGUGGGAUCAGCAAAGACAAAGACAAUAGGGAUGAAAGCAUCGAAGCAGAAAAGAUCAAUCAUGUUGUUCAUGACCCUUUCACGGAUCCUCACAAUGAAACUCUGCUAGAUGUUGGCUUUGCAUCAGAAUUCUCCGAUGGCAAACGUGCAAGUCGAGGACUACCACCUGACUUCAUCAGAAAAUGGUGCUUGGAUAAAGUAUUUACAAAGGUGGAGGAGCAAGUGGACUUUAGUCAGGCGCUCACUGGCAUAGACUAUCUUCAGGAUCUAGAGUGCCGAAGAAGAGAGGCUCUUAGAGAAGUUGCGUUACGGUUGAACAUUGACAAGAAUAAUUGGAAAAAGGUGCUCAGUGCUGAUCCUGAUGCCAAGAAGUGGGUGGAAGAUAUUCAAGCUCAGGAGACAAUUAUUGAAGAUUUUUACGCUACUUGCUUUAUUGAUCUGAGAAUCUGGGUUUGUGAAUCUUUUUCUCCAAGGUCAUCUAUCAUGCUGAUUUACUCAAUAGACUAUGCUUCACGAACUCAAAACUCUACCUUUCUACAAACCGAAUGUUAUUGCGAUGCUCAAUACCCUUUAUCCACCAUGCAUUCGAGAACUUCCAAACAAUCGCAUUGAUCCUGAAAAAUUACGAAAGCACCGAUCCAAGUUUUACAAUCUCAUGGUUGAGGUGUCACACAGAGGCAUUGGAGCACUGAAUGAUUUCGAACUUCAUCUCAAGAACUCAGCCUGCAAACAUAACUGGAUCGAUACUCGAGAAAAUUUGAAAGAUUACAUUGAGCUAGCCAGUAAGAUGAUCGAGCAAUCCAACGCUGUACAUGAUAUUAUGUUCUUCAAGAAAAGCACUGCAAUAGCAUACGGCAUUAGAUCUGCACAAUACAGAAGCCCAACCGCAUCUUCAUCAAUAUCAGCUCGCACUGAACGACAGGAUAAUAAGAAUGAACAAUCAGCCAUGGUAAAGGAUGUUCUUCCUGGUCCAAAAAUUCCAACUUCUCGACUUCAUUCAAGAAGCAUAACAGAAAAAAUCCACAGUCAUGAGAAUUCUUCUAAUAGCGCAAUCAAUCCGGGUUCCCCAAUCGAGUCUCAAAGUUCUGGCAGGGGUGACAGAAAACUAUCGAGUCGAAAGCGCCUGGCAUCGCCCAAACGUCAUCACGAGUACUCUCAAGAAUAUCAUACCAUACCAAUGAAUGCUCCAAGAAUACUGCGUUCUGUUGCGACAACUCCUAACCUUUCUCAGAAUCAAAGUUUCUCAACUUCAACGCCCCCGAAUGCAGAAACGGAGGUCACAGUACCAAACAACCAGCACACGAGGCCACGAGCAAAUACACCAUUUAUGGAACAACAAUCUGAAGCAGUACAAUAUCACAGUUUCCAACCCUGGGUCCCAUUGAAAGAUCAGCAUCAGAAAUCAAAAUCCUGUCAAACGUCGUAUCCUGAUCCAUGGUCAAGAGGUCCUCCCAAUCCGAAAUAUCAACAAUCUCCACGACAAUUAUCUGAAGAUGAAAAGCUUUUGCAAGUUUUACGCCGCGGGGAAGCUCCUAUUAGAAGAAGGGCAUCUUUUACCAAUGGGAUACAUUCAUCCUCACGGCUUAGAGCCUCAAGUGUCACUUCCACAAAGAUUAAAUCUCACAGAGUGUAUAAAGAUAAUUGUGCUACUUCAUUUGAGACGCUUCGAGCUGGCUCUCCGCCAAAUGAGGGUUUCUCAACUAUAAUUAGCCCAAGGAAACAAGUUGAGAAGGCUUUAAAGAGUAAUCCAAGUGCAAUUCAAGCAUAUCAGGCAUUAGAUCUACGAGAAUUACCCGGAUAUCCUUCAAUUCCAAAAGCCGUGGCUCUAGAAAAUACUCAAAGACCCCGGCUCCGAAAACAGAAGUCGUAUGGCUCCUCUGGUGGUCUUCGAGGUCGGGCAAUGAGUGAUUUUGCUUUGACUAUCAACUCUCAAGUGCCUUUGCAGCAAGACGCACUAGUGACAGGUACUUCACGGAAACUUCGACUUCGCAAGACACCACUGCGCGAAUCGUCUACGGAUAUUCGGAUAUCAAAUUUAUCUCCUGCUUUCAGUGAUUCUGAUUUUCCUACUUCUAAAACUACUCCAGCGCUGACCACACCGAGAAUCAAACUACGUAAGAUGCCGCUAGAUGACACUACUACUGCGGAAAUGCAAACUCCCAGUUCACCUCUUUCAAUUCGAAGAUCACCCUUACCGUUGGGACAAGAAAUUCCUAUUACACCUGGUCCUGAAGCUCAACUUCGUAAUACUGCUUUACAUAACUCUUCACUUGUUGGAGUCCAAACACAAAAUACUUCGUCAUUGGGGUCAAAAUCACCUCUGCCCCCAUCAUUGGAUCCUACUACAACAUCUCGACGUAUGGAAAUCCAUCAAAAAGGCAAAAAACUCACAAAAUUAAGGCCGAAAAAUGGUAUUCAAUGCGACUUUAAACCAGAUUCCCUUAACAAAAACAUGAAUUGCACCCCAGAAAGACAUUGGACAGAUACAACUAUCAGAAAACCUACGCUACCAGAGUUAUCUCCAAAUGUCGACCUUUCAUUCUUGGACAAUCCAUACGAACCUCCUAAUGGAAUUCAGCCAAGGUUAAAGAAAAAGAGUAGUAUGGCCACCAUCUUUCGCAGGAAAUCAAUUGAAAGUUUGAAGUCUGUGAGAUUUGAGGAUACAGAAACAAGUCAUGAUAUUGCAGGUUUGGAAACUGCCAGGACAUCAUCAGAAGGCUCAAAGACUUCAAUAAAAUCAUCUGUGGGCUCUAAAUUUGCCACAUUCAAUGGCUGUGAUAAUGCACUGGGUAUCUCUAUUCCAGAUGCACAGUCAAGUACUACAUUAUCUCACAUUUCUCCCGUUUCUACGUCAAAUUCUUUCAUGAGCUUCCCACCACCACUGCCAGCUAAACAAGCAUUGAAGAAACAAAAAAGUUUGGGCUUUUUUCCUCAUAAAGGAGGUGGUUCAGUAAAUGACCUAGUGGAUCUUCCAAAACAACCAAUAUUGAAGAAACAAAAGAGUUUAGGUCUCUUCCCUCGCAGCGACAGUGGGAAGGAUAAGGGUAAAGCUAUACAGCCGACUCAAAUAUCUGUAUUUGGAGAUAUGGAUGGCAUAUUCGAUGGCUCACAACAAGGCUGUACAGCAUAUUGUCCUCACACUGCUUUUGCUUGCAGAGAGCCAUAUAGGUUUCCCGCUCCACCCAGCAGAGUACCGACUCAAGUCUCAACACAGAACCCAGUCAAGUCUCACGCUCCGUCUACCAAAACACCAAUCAUAAACGACUAUGCCCCGAAGCUAAAGCCGACGGUACGAAUAAAUACAGCCAAUAAAUUCCCCGUCCCUUCAGAUGAAAGUCCCAUAUCACCAGAAAACAAACUAUACGGAUUCAUUCCUCCACCAUUGAAGAAAUCAGCAAGGCUUGAAGGUUGGGAGACUGAUCUCGAUAUUGCAUUAGAGCAAGAACAUCGUGCCAAUCUAGAGCACGCAAAAGCUCAAUCUCAACCUACAUCGAAACACCGAGCAUCUCUUGAAUCAAGUAUCGAUACCAUUACCUCUAAUGAUUCUAAUCAAUUGCGAAAGACAACAUCAAAACUUUCCAAAACAACGUCGUUUGCGGAAGAUACACCGAAUUUACCUCCACAAAGUCCGGGUUCUACGAAAUUUGGCUCGUUCUUCAUGAAUGCGGGUGCGAAUAUUAGUGCAGCUUUCGUGGGGAAGAAUAAGUCUCAUGCAUUAAAUCUGGGUAAAUCACCCAAGAUACCCGUUUCUAUACUCUCUAAGAAGGAUAUUAAGGAGAAACCUGGUAAAUCCUAUGAAGGAACCAUUAGAAAAGAUAGAACUGGCAGUAUUUAUCCCCUCUACCCUGAUUACCUCCUCUAAGAAGUCAUACUAAAACAUACCUUCCUUCUCAGCCCUAGCAUCCCUCAUCCAAACCGUAAACCCCUCCCAUAUUUUCACCAAACACAGACGCCACCAACCCAACAAAUCCCUCACCCACAAACACAAACCCAUCUCCCGCCGCAAACGCGAGGCUCUUCUCCGUCGACACUUUCGCAUCAAAGCCCACACAAUACAACGCUAUAAACAAAUUUUCCUCCUAGAAGAUAGCACUAGAACUAUUUAUGCGGAGGGAAUUAGAUAUUUGGAUCAUUAUAGACCUUUUGUGAGGGAAAGCCCAGAACUUUAUAGGAGGAAGGAGUUUUUGAGAAGUUGGUUGUUGGAGGUUAGUAGGGUGGAGAGGGAGGGAGGGUUGGUGGAAUACCGUUUUGAGGGGAGGUUGGUGAGGAGUGGGGUGAGGAAUUGGUUGGGAAGGAGGGAGGGAUACAAGGAGGAGGGUUUUGAGGGGUGUGGAGGAGUGGAAGGAGGGUUAGGAGAAGAUUGA